This is a messenger RNA of Acipenser ruthenus (sterlet), 1904 nucleotides long. Its product is annotated as BRCA1-A complex subunit Abraxas 1-like. The record is from RefSeq and is a predicted model, not a curated record. Gene Ontology annotation, cellular component: nucleus. Gene Ontology annotation, molecular function: nucleic acid binding; microtubule binding; polyubiquitin modification-dependent protein binding. NCBI's taxonomy places the organism in Eukaryota, Metazoa, Chordata, Actinopteri, Acipenseriformes, Acipenseridae. The transcript is spliced from 11 exons. Gene Ontology annotation, biological process: protein K63-linked deubiquitination; attachment of spindle microtubules to kinetochore; mitotic spindle assembly. Bases 1 to 1581 code for a protein of 526 amino acids.
AUGGUUCUAUUGGCCCUGGAUGGAAACUCAGGUACCUUAGAAAAAGAGAAGCAGAACUGCUGGGUGGACUAUAUGCAAGAAAUGGCCCAUAUUUAUAACAACUCAGCUCACAGUUCCACAGGAUAUGCUCCAUUCUUCUUGAUGUUUGGUCGACACGCCCUAUUACCUGCAGAUGUGGUAUUGGGAGCCCCAGAACCAACUGGGAGUACUACCCCCGAUGAGUGGAUUCAAAAACAUCAUGAGAAGCUGAUGUUUGCAUUUGGACAGACUGGUAAUUGGACGACAGGCAGGUUUUCAAUCAAGGACCAGGAUAAAAAGAAGAGAGCAUGGAGAGAGGAAGGGGAAGCAGCAACUGCAGAAGCAGUAACAGCAGGACGGGAACGAGGCGAGAGGCAGAAGGAACCACAGUGGCGGCAGCAGCAGCAGCAACGGGAUACACUGCAAUGGAGGCUGUGUGUAAAUGAUGCAAAUCCUAAACACAACGACAAGCUGAGAAAACCACAGCUGACGGGCAAAAGGAAGUGGAGUAACUCGGACCACGGGCUUCAGCCGGCAGAAGGGUUUCUUCUUGGGGGAAUUAAAACUGAAGCAAGAAACAGCAUCACAGAUUCCCAGAUGGAUGGAGUUCAGGUUGAGUACACCAUAGACAUACAAAAACAUAUUCCAUGUAGUACAGUUCACAGCUUUUAUAACUAUGUUGAAAUCAAUAAGGAAGUGCUGAAGAAAUUACUAUCCUGUCAUAAAGAGCAGAAUGUGAUUGGCUGGUACAGACAGAGGCGGAAUACAGAGCAGGUCAUGACCUUCCGAGAACGUCUGAUUCAUCAGAACCUACAAAAGUGCCUCUCCAAUCAGGAGCUGGUCUUCUUAUUGAUGACUUCCAGUGCCAUCACUGAGAGCAGCUCCACCCACAGCCUGGAAUAUGCAAUGUACAAACUUCAGGGAAGCUGUUUCCAUAAAGUCCCAGUUCUGGUGACGAACUUGGGGAUAGUAGACCAACAGGAUUACCACGCGUCUUCUAUAGCCUGUUCUUCUGUAGGUUACACACGGGUAGUAAAAAAGCUCAGGUCUAAAUACUUUAAUACAGAUGGGUCCUUGAAGGAGGUCUGUAGAAUAAAUGAAAUGAGUUCAGCACUGCAGGAGGAACUAAAGGAGACCUGCGGGAAGGUGGAGGAGAGUGAGCGAUCACUAGAGAAGCUUCUGGAUGAGGUAAACAAGCUGAGGAAGACAGUAAAGGAAAAAAAGAAGCUGUGCAUGCAAACGUUUGAAGAGAAGAAAUGCAAAAAACCAAAAACUGAUGAGAAUGUCCUCCUGUGCCAAGCCCUGCAGAAAUUAUUCCCUGAAACAAAGACACUUCAAACUCAAACCAUUUCACUUGAGGGAACCCCCUUACCUGCCUACACCUGCAGUGCAGAUCACGGAAUUGACAUUUCAGAGGUACUGCCUCUGCUACUCGCUGACAAGAAGGAGAAUUGUGAGAGUGACACUGAAAGGCAACUGGAUCAAAGCGGAUCAGAGACUGAGGAGGACCUGCUGGAUCCCCUGAAAAUACAGAUGGCUGUCUCACAUUCCCCAACCUUCUAAGGUUCUGCUGGAACGAGAUAAUAUGGGUGCUAUUCGCAAAUAAAUUAUUCUUGUGAGUUAUUUAAAUCAUGCUUUAUAUCAAAAACUAAAAACAAACUUAGAAAAAACAUUGUUUAAAGCUGAAAAAGACCUGUUAUAUGUGGCCAGGCACAUUUUCUUUUUAUGACCGCUCAUACAAUCAUCACUGUGUCGUCCAUUACUAAAAUCAAACAUGCACAUUUUUACAAAGCAACCUGAAACUUGGUAGAAAGUCAGAAAGAACCAAACUUCAGAUCCCUAUUGAAUAGUAGUUGGAUCACAAGUUUCUAAAUUGCACAAAUUUA